Molecule: messenger RNA, 4479 nt
Organism: Caretta caretta (loggerhead turtle)
Lineage: Eukaryota; Metazoa; Chordata; Testudines; Cheloniidae
Gene: LZTS2
Product: leucine zipper tumor suppressor 2
Biological process (GO): negative regulation of canonical Wnt signaling pathway
Source: RefSeq, a predicted model, not a curated record
CGCUGGGGGCUCCGGCGGGGGAGCGCGGGGCGGGCGAUGGGAGCGAGAGGAGCCGCCCUGGCCCGGGACGGGAGCGGAGCGCGGAGCCGGGGGCCGCCGAUGCCUGCAUCUACCGUGGUUGGUUCGGAUUUGAUUCAGAGUUGACCAAGAUGACUGUGGAAGGUCAAACCCAGGAACCUCCUGCGUGGGAUCCGGCACAAGGCUGCCUGCGUGGUCCCCGCCGUCUGAGGCCCCCACGCCAUGGCCAUAGUGCAGACCCGGCCCGUCUCCAUCGAGCCCGCUUCUGAGGCGGCCCCCCAGCUCCGCACCAGCACCCGCUCGCCCGCUUCCGCCCGCGGCGCCAUGGGGAGCGUCAGCAGCCUCAUCUCCGGCCGGCCCUGCCACGAGAGGCCCUGCAAGGCCGCGCCCGGCCCCUUCCGCCAGCAGGACGGGCUGCUCCAGGCCGCCCCCCUCCAGGGGCUGCCCCCCCCCAAGCUCUGCUCCGGCCUGGCGCCCGGGCGCGGCACCUACGCCAGCGAGGACUUCUGGGCCGAGGCCGUGUCCCCCGUCAGCCCCUGCAGCGACGCCGAGGAGCCGCGGGACGAGCGGGCUCGGAGCAGCCACGUCCAGGGGCCGCCCCCGAGGCUGGUCCCCGUCUCCGGGCAGCUGGAGAAGAACGUCGAGAAGACCCUGAUCCGCCCGACGGCUUUCAAGCCAGUGGUGCCCAAGGGCAGGAACUCCUCGCUGCCGGGCUACGUGGUGCCGCGGCCCGGGGUGUCGGCGGUCCCCGAGAGCCAGGCCAGCCUCGCCCACCUCCUGGGCGGCACCGCCGCGGCCAGCGCCGAGAAGCACCACUCCCUGAGCUGCCGCCACAGCGCCCACUCGGGCACCCUGUCGGACUCGGGGCGCAAUUCCCUCUCCAGCCUGCCGACCUACAGCACGGGCUGCAGCCAGCCACCGGAGCCGGGCGCCGUCUGCAUAGGCCACCUCAGCCUGGACAGUCACGGUGGGUACCCGGAGCGGGGCUCCGGGGGCCUGGCCGGCCCCUCCAACUCGGACAGCGGGCGCUCCUCCUCCAGUAAGAGCACGGGGUCCCUGAGCGGGCGGGGGCCCCCCUCCUCCGACGGCGGCUCCUGCGCCCGCUCACCCGUCGAGGGCGACGAGGCUCUGCUCGUCCGCGAGCUGGAGGAGAAGCUGCGGGAGCGGGAGGCGGAGCUGCGGCACCUGCGCCAGAGUCUGGACGACAACGAGGUGGCCAUCUGCCAGGUGUACGAGGAGAAGCAGAAGCACUGUGAGCAGGAGAUGGAGGAGCUGCGGCAGGGCUACGCCUCCCAGGUCAAGCAGGCGGCGCAGAAGGCCCAGCGCACGCAGCAGGUGCUGCAGCUGCAGAUCUUCCAGCUGCAGCAGGAGAAGAAGAAGCUGCAGGAGGACUUUGCCCAGCUGCUGCAGGAGCGCGAGCUGCUGGAGAAGAGGUGCGCCUCCUUCGAGCGCGAGCAGACCGAGCUGGGGCCGCGGCUGGAGGAGACCAAGUGGGAGGUGUGCCAGAAGUCGGGCGAGAUCUCCCUGCUGAAGCAGCAGCUGCGGGAGUCGCAGGUGGGGCUGGCGCAGCGGGGCACCGAGCUGCUGCUGCUGCGGGCCCAGCUGCGGGAGGCGCGGGCGGAGCGGCAGGCGGGCGAGGAGCGGGCGCUGGGGCUGCAGGAGGCGGCCCGCGCCCGGGCGCUGGAGCUGGCCGUGUGCGAGAACGAGCUGCAGCACCACAAGGGCGAGGCCGAGCGGCUGCGGGAGGAGCUGGGCCGGCUGGAGCAGGAGGCGGCGGGGCUGCGGGGGGCACGGCGCCCGCCCCGCUGCCCGGAGCCGCCCGAGCCCAGCCCGCUGCGGGCCAGUGACGAGGCCAAGGCCCAGCGGCAGGCGGCCGAGACGCUGCAGGGCCUGCGGGCCGAGCUGCUCCAGGAGCGCCGGCGUGGCCAGGAGCAGCGGGCCGCCUUCGAGGCCGAGCGACUCACCUGGCAGGGCGAGAAGGAGCAGGUGAUCGGCUACCAGAAGCAGCUGCAGCACAACUACGUCCAGAUGUACCGGCGCAGCCGGGAGCUGGAGCACCGCCUGUACCGGCUCAGCCUGGAGCUGCAGGCCCCGCGGCUGGACGAGCGCGGCCUGCCCGGGGCCGAGAUCUGCUUCGAAGAGAUCACUGCCACCGAGAUCUGAGCCGGCUGCCUCGGGAGCUGGACCCCGCCCCUUCCGCCGGAUGGGCGUUAGCCGGCUGCUUGGGGGGCAGCUGGCAUAGGGGCCCUUCCCAUGGGGGAAGGGGAGCUGGGCCUGCGGCUGCUGUAGCUGAUCCCCUUAGCGCUCGGGAGGGGAUUAGCGGCACCCGCUCGUAGCCGGCUGGGGGGGCGCCGGGAUCAUGCCUCUGCCGUAUGGGCCCCGACACCUCUCCUGCCGCGCCCCAGAGCCUCCAGCGAGCUGUGAGGAGGUGGCAGGGCUGCUGGCCUCCCCCGAGCCAAGGCCCCUUGUGCUGGUCACGCCCCCCGCCCGCCCCCCCGGCUGGCUCCGGUGUGGUGGUGGGAAUGGGGCUGGGCCGUGGGAGGGAGGCCCCCCUCCGCCUGGGAGAGCCGGGUGCCUCCGUGGCUGCCAGGCUCGCUGGCUGAGCGGGGGCUGGCGCGAACUCCAGGCUCAGCACGUCGCCUGCCAGCCUGCUGUCAGGUGGGGCUCCCCCAGGGGCGGUCUGCGAUGCCAGCCCUCCCCCAGCCAGGCCCCUGUUCUGCACCCCCACAGGCUGCGGGUUUGCCCAGUCAGUGCAGGGUCCAGCCCAGGGCUUGGGAUCUCUAUGCUCCUCUUCGAAAACCGGCUUCCUCCUUUUGUGGGCCUGCUCCCUGCAGAGGCUGUAUUGGCAGGCAGGGCAAAGACCGAGUGGGGCACAUGCCUUGCGGCUAGAGCUACGCCCUCCAGGUGCCCAUUGAGGAGCUAGUGGGCUGUGAGCAGGGCUGCUCUGCCCAGUUCCCCCAGCUCUGCCCUCCGGGUGCAAUCCCCAUGCCUGGCAUCCCCUGCCCACGGCACAUUGGGUUCAGCGUUCCCUGCGUCCAGCCCUCUGCUCUGAGGGAUCCUGCCCAGGUUGGUUGCCCCUCUGCAUUUCAAACACCCGGCUUUGCAGGGUUUCAUUUCUGUGCCAUUCAAAUGUACUCUAUUUUUGUAGGGCCUACAGAAAGGUGUCUGGACUUCCUGGGUGCAGUAGCAAUUCACUAGCCAGCGUCCAUGGUGAUUCCGCUCCCCAUCGCUCGGCGGGGAGGUCUGCGCACACCCCCGCCCUUUGCCUUGUCUUCCCGUGUGCCCAGCUGUGCCCCCGUCCCGGCGCUCCAUUGCCAGGGCCCUGCUGCCCUGUUUUGCUAGCCAGCCCCAGCUCAGGGUGGGACCCUCUGCCCCCAUCCCAUGCGGGACUGGCCCCAGCUUGGCUUUGCCUUUUGCUUCUGGCCCAGCGUCUGCCUCUGCCUGGCAUGUGCUCCCCCAGCCCACUGGGAGCACCUCUACAUGCCCCACUCCCGCCCGGCCCAGCACCCAUCCCCGUGCCCUCCUGUGGCAAGGCAAAGGCAGCCAUGCUGUGGGCGGUGGGCGGGCUGUAUGGUGUCUGGUGGGCAGAGGCUGAGCUGUUGCACAGGGCCAUGGAUCAGCUGCCCCUUUCUCCCUGGCGUGUGCCAGGCUGCUCUGGGAAUGGCCCCAUGGGCACUACGCAGCCAGGCAGGGACUUUGCUGAGCCAGGCCCUGGGCCUGCCCAUGGGGCAGCUGCCCCUUGUGCUGAGCAAGGACCUGGGCACCAGCUCCCUCCAGGGGGGCAGGCUGCUCCAGCCCUUCCUCACUGGGCCCCUUUCCUUACGUUGGGCUGGGCCCCCAUCCUGCCCCCGGGUGCCAGCCCUCAAGGCCAGGCUCCUCCUGGGGCCUACUCGUUCCAUGGUGAUACCAAUCCCUAGGCACAGCCCUCACCCAGGAACACGGGGGAAGCUGGAGGGGCAGGGCUGGGGGGCGCCUGCCUAGCUGGAGUGCAGCUGAGGGGCUGGGGCAGCUGCUGUGCCCGGCCUGAGGCCCCCCCCCCCCCAGGAUCUGAUGUGCCCCGUCUGGCAGCUGCCAUCCCACUGGUACUGUCCCCAGCCUGAUCUGCCCGUCCCUCCAGCUACAGCCAAAGCCCCUGAAGGGAUGUGUGUGCCUGGGGUGGGUGGGGUGCUACAUACAAUACAGGAUUAGAUCAAAUUAUUUAAAAACAGCACCCCCCCCAUCAGCCCUGUGGUGCCCAGCUGCCCUGGCACAAAGGGCAGGGUUGGCACUAGACCAAAGGAACAUCUGCGCUGUGUCCAUCCGCUUGUUACCAAGCCGCACCCCUGCCCCGGGCAGCGCCAGCCGGCGUGGUUUGUUCUGUUUUUUUACUUUAUUUCUGACCUUGUCUGGUUCUCAGGCUGUGUAAAUUUCUUGUACAAACCGAGAGGAAAGUGCUAAUAAAACCCACCCCUCUGUUUUUAA